Messenger RNA from Tigriopus californicus, 1914 nucleotides. Its product is annotated as FMRFamide receptor-like. The transcript has a single exon. Gene Ontology annotation, cellular component: membrane. Lineage: Eukaryota; Metazoa; Arthropoda; Copepoda; Harpacticoida; Harpacticidae. Gene Ontology annotation, molecular function: G protein-coupled receptor activity. Gene Ontology annotation, biological process: G protein-coupled receptor signaling pathway. The record is from RefSeq and is a predicted model, not a curated record. Bases 153 to 1490 code for a protein of 445 amino acids.
CAAAUGACUCGUUCAAGGUCCUAUCGAGGAACAAGAAUCUCUAUCAUCGAAGCCCAGCUCUUUCACGCCUGUGAACAACUUCCUGUGGACAUUUGUGUCCAGGUGUUCCUAAUAAAUAGACGGGGUUUCGAUUUCAUUUCGGACGUGUGAUCAUGAUGGAGGCCACCUCGGCCAACUUUGAAGAUCUGGUAUUUGUUGACCCCCUUUCAGUGGGGCGGACCAAUGGGACCCUUAAAACGGAACUUUCGUCUUUUUCAUCCACCAUUUCCCCUGAGGAUGCUCGAUCCUCUCAAAUUAUUUCACUCCAAGCAGCCAGUAUCUUUUGGUUUGAAGGGGUGUGGGUACCGAUUAUCGGAUCAAUUGGCAUCAUUGGCAACGUGCUUUCCAUUCUGGUCUUGACGAAGCGAGACCUGGACUUAAAGUCGAGCUUUGUAAACCUUCUCAUUACGUUGUGCGUCUUCGACAUCUUCUUUAUUGUGGCAGUGAAUCUAUUCUAUUCGCUACCCAUUCACAGCAGGUUCUACGAGGUCGAGAUCCUCCCUUACAUGACACCCCUUCUGCUCCCCUUGAUCCACAUUGUUCUCACUGGAUCGGUGUAUAGCGUGGUGGCCGUGGCCGUGGAACGUUACUUUAUCAUCUGCAACCCGUUCAACAUUGUCAAUCAAGGUCGUGGUUUCAGGUACAUCAUCCUGAUUGUGAUCUUCUCCACCCUGUACAACCUGAACAAGUUCUUCGAAGUCACCGUCGGCUACGCCACAGUGACUCGUGAGUAUUGGAACGUCACCUCACAAUCCAUUCAAGAGGAGAAUGUGACGCAAGCCAAGGUGGUGGUGACGAGUAUCCGAGGCAAUGCCGAAUACACAAAGAUCGUUAUCAUCUUGAAUUUCAUUGUCAUGGUGGUGAUCCCAUUGAUGGUGCUGUCCAUUUGCCACAUUUUCACCUUCAAGGCCAUCCACAAGACCACCCAUUUUCAUAACGCCAUCUCCAGCCACCAGAGAAGAGACAACGCGAUGGCGAUGCUCUUCUUCUUCAUCAUCUUGUGCUUCGUGAUCUGUCAUUCGGGAAAGUUCACAUUGAACUUUUUCGAGAUGUCCCGAAUCGCUACUCAAGAGAAGGACAAAGAAUGGCCACUUUGGGCCUUCAUCCUGGCCAGGAUCAACCACCUGAUGUUGGUGAUCAACUCAUCCGUCAAUUUCUUCAUCUACUGCUUCCGAGACGCUCGAUUCCGGACGGCUUUAUUCUCUCUAUUGGGAUUGAAGUCUUGCCACUCAUUGCUCGCUUCUGAAGAGCCUAUUGACCACACUUGUAUUCCGGGUAGUAUUAGGAGAUCCAGACGGAGCCACAACAACAACUACAGCACCAAUAAUGGAAAUCCCUGUAAUGGUCAGAGUGUGAGGGAGAUUCAAGACAGUGGCGAGGAUGUCGAGUUAAAUACGGUGACGAUCAACACCGUGGUGUGUGGGAUUAACGCUGAACCUCAUCCGGUAUGAAUUCUCGAGGAUCCAUUUGGCCACGAACGCUCACCAGAGAAUAUACGUUGCUUGAGGAUGUUACGUAUUUGGUGUCCACUAAUCUCUCUCUAUGUAACCAUAACCAUGUUGUCGUAAAUGUUGGAAUCCAAGUGGCGCAGAGUGAUGCUAUGUCACUGAAUAAUGUAGCUCGUCGAAUUGCUUCUGUGGUCAAUGUCUCAACUGAGGGUUGUAAUCAGAGUUCCAGUGAAUGGUUUUCCUAGUUCGAAACACUGUACACUACUCUGCAACUGUCACCACUCACAAUUGGCGUACCUUAACUAAUAUUACUACUAUGUGUUGCAUGUGACACAAAUGAAAUACCUGCUCAAGCUUACUACGUAAUUAUGUAAUCUGGUCUUGGCCAACGUAUCAAGUGCGUACUUGGAGACAUAAUAAAAUUCAU